UAGCAGCCUAUGCCGAUGAACUUUCUAUAGGAAUAGGCUUUCCACUAGACUGGUCCAACCUUUUAGAGAUUUUUAUACAGUACGAAAAGGCCUCAAAUACCAAGAUCAAUAAAGCAAAGUCCACAUUAAUUUCAUUAACAAACAAUGUACAAAGGGUCGAACUUGCGGACCAAUUUGGCUUUAAGCUCCUAAAUGAGAACCAAAAUACCUUUACUAUUCUGGGAUACACCGUUGAUCUAAAAGGCUCUCCUGACAAAACUCUUUGGAGCAAUAUUACCAAAAAGAUUAAAGAUAAAAUAUAG
Molecule: messenger RNA, 302 nt
Organism: Ambispora leptoticha
Lineage: Eukaryota; Fungi; Glomeromycota; Glomeromycetes; Archaeosporales; Ambisporaceae
Source: the annotation of a GenBank genome assembly